AUGUUCCAUGGACAGUUGCUUCACCCCAACUGGAUAUCUUCUGAGAAGCUCUGUUUUGUGUCAAAUGAUGGACGGCACAUUGGAAUGCUUUCAAAGGUCACUAGUGCUCAUUCCGUUGUGUUUGAUGUUCGACGCUUGGCUUCUCUCCCAGCCACAGAUACUUCGUUUAUCAAUGGCCUCGUGUGUGGUCCAAAUGAGGAAAUUGCUAUUCAAACAACUGAUGACUGUAUACGUUUUGCCAGUCUGAAGACUCUUGAAGAAGCUGCAAAGUCCGGAAUCGAUGACAACUUCGAUCUUCCAUCACCCCCCUCGACUAGACUUCCAUUUGCUUGCAAUCAACUCUACUCAGUGACCUUCAAAUGCCAACAAGACGUCUCCCGCAAAUCACAUUUUCUUGUGGGUUUUCAGGCGAACAGUCACCGUCUCUGCUUACUUCCAUGGUCUUCAACUCCUGGUGUUGAAGGAGAGUGUGUUAUGAGGUCGUGUUCCUCUUUGGUACUACAUUCUGACUUCCUUCUGAUCACAAACCUAGAGCAUCAACUAAUAACUCUUCCUCUUAGCCUGAGCUACGCUGAAUGUAAGUGUUCAUAUAUUUAUAGAUGUUAA
Messenger RNA from Rodentolepis nana, 606 nucleotides. The record is from the annotation of a GenBank genome assembly. NCBI's taxonomy places the organism in Eukaryota, Metazoa, Platyhelminthes, Cestoda, Cyclophyllidea, Hymenolepididae.